AUGGAUGACCCUGAGCGAUUGGCUGCUGUUUUCCCCACCCACCGCCCCGGUUGGGACCCAAAUAGUAAUAGAGAGCGCCUCCUAGAGGCGUACCGAAUCAAUACACCCAUAGACCCGAAAGCACCUGAAAAUCGAAGGGCAAUUAUUUUGGCCUUUGUAACUCAGUCUGCACCCGAUAUAAAAUGGAAGUUGCAGAGAUUUGAGGGAUUUGAGGGCAAGGUUCUUUCAGAGUUGGUAGAAAUAGCCCAAAAGGUUUUUGCAAAUUGCAACCCACCUGAAGAUAAGCAGCUUAAAAGACUAAGGUUCUGCUUGCCACACAACACCAACCCAAGAAACCUCAGGCCCCUAAAGGAGCAGUCAAGAUGGGGGCAAGAAAAACGCCCACCAUUGGAUAAAGACCAAUGUGCCUACUGUAAGGAAAAAGAAUAUAAGCUCUUGCCAGAACAAUUGCAGGAGGAUAAAACCUCCAACCACCAAGAAUUGCUAGCUUAUUACAUGAAACUUGUGCCCCAAGUUUGGGCUGAGUCUAAUCCCCCUGGGUUAGCAAGGCACCAACCUCCAAUAGUGGUCCAGCUCAUGGCAACUGCCACCCCCAUCAGAGUAAAACAAUACUCUCUUCCAUUAAAGGCAUGACAAGGGAUAGAACCUCACAUCAAUAAGUUAAAACAAGAAGGGAUACUAGUGCCUUGCAAGUCUAGCUGGAAUGCUCCCCUGUUACCAGUCCAAAAGCCAGGGACAAAUGACUACAGGCCUGUCCAGGACCUCCGGGAAGUCAAAAAGAGGGUGGAAACUAUCCAUGCAACUGUACAACCCUAUACAUUGUUGAGCCUGGUUAAUCACCUCCAUCAGGUUUAUACAGUGUUGGAUUUAAAGGAUGCCUUCUUCAGUCUGCCCCUAGCCAAAAUCAGCCAGCCUCUGUUUGCCUUUGAAUGGGAAGCCCCAGAUGGAAGCUACUCUGGUCAACUAACAUGGACUAGACUGCCCCAAGGAUUUAAAAACUCACCUAUGCUGUUUGAUGAAGAGCUGAGCCGAGACCUAUAAGAUUUCAAGGUAAAGUUGGGAUCAAAUAUAACACUAUUACAAUAUGUCGAUGAUUUGCUAUUGGCUGCACCCACCCUGGAGAUUUGUAAACAAGCCACAGUGGAUCUAUUAAAGACCUUACAAUACCUAGGAUACAGGGUAUCCGCUAAAAAGGCCCAACUUUGCUCCCUGAAGAUGACAUAUUUGGGAUAUAUCUUAAGCGCAGGGGAAAGGAAAUUGUCCCAUGACUGCAUAACAGCCAUCCUGAAUAUACCAGAGCCAAAGACUAAAAGGCAAAUUCAAGAAUUCCUAGGAGCUGCAGGAUACUGUCGCUUAUGGAUUCUCAAUUUUGCUGAAAUGGCCCACCCCCUCUAUGAGGCUACUAAGGGACCAGGGGAUCAAAUUACUUGUACUGAGAGACUCCAAUUGGAAUUCAACAACAUAGAGGCCGCUCUUACGCAGGCCCCAGCCCUGGCACUGCCCAAUCUAGAAAACCCUUUUACCUUAUUUGUGGCCGAAAACAAGGGCAUUGCAAAGGGGGUGCUAACCCAAGAUCUAGGGCCAUGGAAAUGACUGGUGGCUUACCUGCCACGCAAGCUGGACCCAGUGGCCACCAGCUGGCCCACAUGCUUAUGAGCUACAGCUGCAACUGCACUCCUAGUAAAAGAAACUAAUAAGUUAACCUUGGGCCAGCUCCUAAAUAUUGUUACCUCUCAUGGGGUAGAGACUCUACUAAAAACCCCACCAGGAAAAUGGAUUUCAGAUGCAAGGUUAACUCAUUACCAGACCCAACUGCUUGGACCCAAACAUAUUACAUUCUCCAACCUGGUUGCCCUAAAUCCAGCCACCUUGCUCCCUGACAGUGAUCCUGACCGCUGCGAAGUUGCACACAAUUGCCUUGAAAUCUUAGCCGCCAUCCAGGGCACCCGACUAGGGUUGCAGGACACUCCUCUCAAGGAGGCAGAGCUAACUCUUUUCACAGAUGGCAGCAGCUACAUGGUUGAAGGACUCAGGUAUGCAGGUGCCGCGGUGGUUACUCCUGAACGAGUACUAUGGGUAGAAGCUCUUGAGUCCCAGACCUCAGCCCAGCAGGCAGAACUUAUCGCUCUCACAAAGGCCCUUCAGCUUAGUGAAGGUAAGACUGUAAAUAUCUACACUGACAGUAGAUAUGCCUUUGCCACUGUACAUAUACAUGGGGCCCUCUACAAAGAAAGAGGGUUACUCACUUCAGAAGGAAAGACAAUUAAAAAGGUUCCUGAAAUUCUUGCACUAUUAGAAGCUAUUUGGCUUCCAACCAAGGUUGCAGUUAUUCAUUGCAAGGCACACCAAAAGGGAACAACUGUAGAAACUCAAGGAAAUAACUUCGCUGAUAAGACUGCUAAAACAGUGGCACUCCAACCAACCGGGACGUCAAUCAUAGAACCUUUGCUACCACAACCUCAUUUGCCACUAAAACCUGAGUACUCUCCAGAAGAUGAGAAAAAGGCUGAAACAUCGGGAUACCAAAAAAACAUAACCACUGGGUGGUAUGAAUCAAAGGACAAAGCCAUAUGGCUACCAGAAAAAAUGGGUCAAUGCUUGGCUCAUGAAAUUCACCAAGCCACCCAUUUAGGGAAAACAAAGCUAUUAGAAUUAAUUAGACAAUCAUUUAAUUUUAAUAAUGCAUCAAAAAUUGUUGAAUCAUUAAUUAACCGAUGCCUUGCAUGUACUCAAGUAAACUCUAAACAGGUCAUCAUCGAUGGUCUGGAGUUCGACAAACAGGUAAUACUCCAGGAGAACAUUGGGAAGUUGAUUUCACUGAAGUUACGCCUGGAAGGCCUCAUCGCCCACUCCAGACCCCACCGUGCCCAGGACCCAGCUCUGGUCCUUCUGCCCCAUCCCCAGCCGACCCUCGUCCCACCCCUGUCCCAGCCCCCAGGGUUUGGGGAGGGGACGGCUCAUCACCACCUCAGUCUCGAUGGCCAGAUGGUGCCAAGGCCCAGCAGGAAGGGCUGGGCACAGGCCUGGGUGCAGGUGACAGCAGCUGCUCCCCUGAGUCUGCAGGACAUGAGAUAUGGCCGCGGGGUGAGGACCACAGAUGACCGACACCACCUGGAUCCAGUCACAGGCACGUCCAGGACUCAGGGCCGACUCGUGGUGAGCCCCAGAGAACACGGCCGCAGAGAUGCCGUCACUGCUGGAGAGGGACAGCCAAGACCUGUCCCCACAGAUCCUGCAGCACUUGGCACCAGGUUCCUUAGAGCUGAAGCACCCGGAGGCCUUCCUGACGGAGGCGGCUCGGCUGCCCGCGGAGGACGCUGCUGUUCCAGUCGGGAAUCGUCAUCAGCCAGAGAGAACCUGCUCAGUGUGGCCGCAGCUUCAUCCCCUAGGAAGGGAGCGCUCACGACGCCUGCAGAAUGCUGGCUGCCGCGAGGGACACACAUGGUGAGGUCGCCACCUUCUUACCUUGUGCGCCCCUUGUCCCUGAUGGCUCCUCUUCACCCUCCGUGUCACCGCCUACCCCGCCUCAGACGCCCCGGGACGGGCGCCUCGUCCCCACCCACGUGUGCAGGGCAGGCAGAGAUGCACCGACCCUGGGCCGUGUUCAUGGGCUCCCGUGUUUGA
This is a messenger RNA of Galeopterus variegatus (Sunda flying lemur), 3624 nucleotides long. RefSeq lists its product as uncharacterized. NCBI's taxonomy places the organism in Eukaryota, Metazoa, Chordata, Mammalia, Dermoptera, Cynocephalidae. Gene Ontology annotation, biological process: virion assembly. The record is from RefSeq and is a predicted model, not a curated record. Gene Ontology annotation, molecular function: RNA-DNA hybrid ribonuclease activity; nucleic acid binding.